GCCUCGUUUGACUUCUGACGUCCUAAUUUUAUUCUGAAACCCGACCAAGUACUAGUAACUCGUUUCAAGUUCAGUAGUCCCGUCUAUCACGUCGUAAUGCGCUGCUGGACCGAGUGGCGGAGGUGUAGUUUCAAAACACAAAUCCUCACGUGGAUCCCCGUCGCGAAGCGAUUCACUGCUCAUUGCUCAAGAAGAACCUCACAAUUUCAUUGCAAUUUGAAAUAUGAUCGGAGUUUCGACCCGAGGUAUUUUAUGCGAUAGAUCCUCCAUGACUCCUUUGGACGUUGACCAAUUUUCCCCGAUGCCUGAUACGUCCCACUUUCUUCGCCUCCCUGACGAUGUGCUUGUAUAUCUUCUCGACCUGACACCUAUGAGUGACAUGGAGAGUGUCUCACAGACGUGUAAACAACUCAAAGCUAUCUGUGGACUUGUUCGCGCCCCAUACCUGCAUGAGCUCAAUCAAGAGGGUCUGGAGUACAAUGCUGCAUCCGCAUCACAGAUGGAGUCCAUUUCGCAGGCACUGGCCUCCCUCAGGUGUAGGGAAAACAGGUGGAGGACGAUGCGUCCAAUCACUUCGUCCUGCCGUUCAACUUUGAAUGAGAGCCACUUCACUAGCUACUCUCAAAAUAUAGCGUUGUAUGUAUCCAGACAAGUAGCAUCAACUGUUGUCCAUGGGGACACGGUUGAACAUUCAACAUACCGUGGCCAAAUCGACGAGAUCACUCGAUUCCAUGCCGCUGAUGUACUGCAGGACCUUCUUGUUCUCCUACGGAUGCACCUUGGAACAGGAUUAUCAUAUCUCUGCUUCCUCUCAUUGAGAGGGAUGUCUCUGCAUCCAGCAGCUGCUAGUCCAACUUGUGUUCUCCUCACCGGCAUUAGUUCCAUGGGAUAUUUCUCUGCUCCCCUUCAUGCUCAUGGUCUAAGAAUACUUGGUCCCUGGUGCGCGCUGCUCACAACGGAUCGGCCUUCAAACCGGCUGGAAGCACAAGCCAACACACUCUUGCUUUGCAACUGGAAAACCAAUGCAUUAUUCAAAUUGGCAGGGAUUCAUCCCGACCAAGUCGACGAUUUUAAUCUUCUAAAUUCUCGUACACUUGCCGUCAUUCAUAGAACCUCGAACCCGCCUCAACUAAUACUCCGCCUUUAUGACGUUACUUUUCCAAGUCACCUCUCUUCGUCUGGUUGCGUGAGACUCCGCUUGUCAUUGCGUUUACCCCGUAUCGAGGACCAGGUAUCUAUAUCUCUUGGUCGUAUGAUACUACCAAGAACGUUGCAAGAGCAGGUGCUUCAGCCCAAUCAGCGCCCUCAGGAAGUUUUUCCUCCGAACAGCGGAAUUAUGGCUCUGUCAAUACCCCUUGCCAUGGGUGUCGAGAAGGCUUAUUUGGACAUCGCUAUCGACGUUGCAACAUUACUUUCCAUCGCCCGUGGCAGCGACAUUUCUGACCACACGAUGCUCUGGAGAGAAUGGGGUCCAAAAGCGUCGCGUAUUUUCUUGAUCGACGAGGCCCUCCACGCGGAAGGCGACGUAGAGCCCCUGCAGGACGUGGAAGGCUAUAGAAUAGCUUUUUCCAACAACGUAGACUGCAGCGAUAGCCGGAAUCGCAUCCCUGAUGAGCAUUCCCGUCCUGCAGCCUUUAUUUUAGAUUUCAAUCCUGCGAGUAUCCGAUGGGCUCGACAGGAGGAGAAGGCAGGUCGUGGACUGCACGGUGUUUUGGUAACAGAACCGAGUGUUUUACGGCCGGGACGUCUGCUUGCAGAGGAGGUAGUCAGCUCUCUACCUUAUACCCGAACUAUGCUCGAGGGAUACUUACCCCAACACCAAAUUCGGCUUUCACGAGAUGAAGUCGUCUACCCUGCUAAUCCGGCGCAAGGAUCUCCGCUGCAUAAUGUUUACAGCUUUGCGUAGGACGAUAGAAUGGCUUGCUUGCGACGCAACAAUUACGAUACCUAUUUACUUGCACUUUAGAUGUUUCCACUCAUAGCAUAACUAUACUCUCAUACCGGACACUUGAAAGUACUUGAUAUUAAUCGCUAUAUUAUACUCGACGUAGUAAUUUAUCUAAGAAGCGUACAAUUCAGCUGCUCCCCACAGAGUACACAGCAAGUGUUUAUCACAGCCUCUCCCGUGCUACACACCACUGUGAGUUGACAAGUGUAUGCGAUCUUGAAAGACGAUUGAAGUCAUGCUGAUCCCCGCAUCGGAGUCAGCCGCAAGCUUAGCGUGAUGUUCUCGAACGUUAAGGAUGAGGCGUGGUCCCAGCACGAACUUUUGGACGAGCGAGACAAUCGAAAGAACACCAAGAUACAUCUGGGUUCCCAGAGAAUACAUGU
This is a messenger RNA of Suillus subalutaceus, 2331 nucleotides long. RefSeq lists its product as uncharacterized. NCBI's taxonomy places the organism in Eukaryota, Fungi, Basidiomycota, Agaricomycetes, Boletales, Suillaceae. The transcript is spliced from 6 exons. The coding region runs from base 269 to 1906 and encodes 545 amino acids. Gene Ontology annotation, molecular function: protein binding. The record is from RefSeq and is a predicted model, not a curated record.